Messenger RNA from Rhagoletis zephyria (snowberry fruit fly), 276 nucleotides. RefSeq names its product succinate dehydrogenase cytochrome b560 subunit, mitochondrial-like. The record is from RefSeq and is a predicted model, not a curated record. Gene Ontology annotation, molecular function: electron transfer activity. Gene Ontology annotation, cellular component: respiratory chain complex II (succinate dehydrogenase); membrane. NCBI's taxonomy places the organism in Eukaryota, Metazoa, Arthropoda, Insecta, Diptera, Tephritidae. Gene Ontology annotation, biological process: tricarboxylic acid cycle; mitochondrial electron transport, succinate to ubiquinone.
ACUGGUUAUGCUUGGGCUUUGGGUCUAGGUGCAUUGAUGUCUUCGCAAGACAUUUCACACUACGUUACUAUUAUUGAAGGCCUGCAUUUGGGGUCUGCGACAUUAGUUGCACUUAAGUUUGCCUUGGCCUUUCCAUUGGCAUUUCACUCUUGCUGCGGUGUUCGCCAUUUGCUAUGGGAUACCGGCCGUUUUCUAAAAAUUACUGAAGUUUAUUUGACUGGUUAUGUAACUCUUGGUAUUAGCCUCAUACUGUCGGCUAUUUUGGCUUGUUUGUAA